Molecule: messenger RNA, 513 nt
Organism: Ceratitis capitata (Mediterranean fruit fly)
Lineage: Eukaryota; Metazoa; Arthropoda; Insecta; Diptera; Tephritidae
Product: ADP-ribosylation factor-like protein 6-interacting protein 4
Exons: 1
Coding region: 94-504 (136 amino acids)
Source: RefSeq, a predicted model, not a curated record
UAUCCUUGACAUUACGCUAAACGGUCUGGCAGCUCUUUAAUAAAUAAUCAAUCGGAGACUUUAUAUAUAUUAAAGUGGAGACACAUAUAUUAAAUGGGGAAAAAUAAGAAGCGAGAGAAAAAAUCUAAAAAACAUAAACAUAAACACAAGAAAAGUAAAAGUAAACAUAUUAAGGUUAAAAAGGGGUCCAAAGAGUCGGAGCCAAAUCCUUUAGAUGUUCCUAAAGAUGAAAGCGGGGAUGGUUUCGAAAUACCAGUGGAGUUAAUGAAUACAAAGUCACACACACCUGUCACACCAGAGGAAUAUGAAAAGCGGCAAAGUGAAAUGCGUCGUGUUGUCGAUCCUAGUACAGGACGUGUGCGUCUCAUCCGCGGGGAAGGCGAAGUCAUGGAAGAAAUUGUCAGUAAAGAGCGACAUGCUAAAAUUAAUAGCUUAGCAACUGAAACAGAUGGACUCGUUUUUCAAAAGAAUACUAUCGGCACAAUAAAAAAACUUAAGAAAUAAUUACUAAAU